Messenger RNA from Spodoptera littoralis (African cotton leafworm), 4884 nucleotides. The record is from the annotation of a GenBank genome assembly. NCBI's taxonomy places the organism in Eukaryota, Metazoa, Arthropoda, Insecta, Lepidoptera, Noctuidae.
AUUAGCAUGAAUAAUUCAAAAAUGUAGCCUAUCUUGUUAGGUACAGUGAAUGUUCAUAAGUGUUUUAGUCCGGGGUAUUCUGUCGUGUUAGAAAAGUGCGUAAUAUAAACCUGGAACUAAUCUAGCGGCCAUAUUUGUAGACGGUCGUUGGUGUUCUUUCUGUAUAUCGUAUUUCUUUAGUAAAUAACUUUAUUUUUUCUUAAUUGUUCCCAAAUCUUAUUAAAUUUAUUCAUUCAAUAAAUUUCCAUCCAAAAUGCUCCCUUAAAUAUUUCGUCUUGUGUGUUUGUGCUACUAAUUCAACCAAUUUCCGUACACUCAUUUACAAUUUGAUUUUAGUUUGAAUUGCUAAAUAAAAAUAACAAUUGAAGAUACUGUGAGGUGUAACAAUGUCUAACGUUGGCUAUGACCUCGAUACUUCAGGCGGGCUUAUGCCGCUCAUUCGUGCCCUGAUAAAGCCUCCUGACGAGGACGUGAGCACACAGAAGCCGAAGAAGCCGCAACAUCCGUAUUAUAAGAGGCCUGGUAAAGGUCACAAUCAUGAUUCUUGCGACGCGUGUGGGGAAGGCGGCGACCUCAUAUGUUGUGACCGUUGCCCCGCUAGUUUCCACCUCGGAUGCUAUGAUCCACCGUUGGAUGAGAAUGAUAUUCCAGCGGGUUUGUGGCUGUGCAAAGAGUGCCGGGCUGCUGAUGAGAACAAGCCCGCGAGCUCCCGCAGCAGCAGAGCUCAGUCACCCGUUGACAACAAGUCUGAUACGGAGAAGAAAUCUGGCUUGCGGAAUCGCUCCAACUCUAAGAAGGCUAAGGACGAUGAGAUAGAAAUAAAGCAGGAAGUGGAGAAAGAACUGUCUCCGAUGGAGAUCCUAGUGAAGGCUGCAAAGAUAAUGAACCCGAAGCAGUUCGAACUACCCCGGGAGAUGAGGAUACCAUGUAUAUUCCCAGGAACUGACAAAGACCCAGGUAAGAAUGGCAACAGUUCGCUGGUGACGGUGGACGCGUGGGGCUGCGUCCCGCUGCCGGCCAAGGCGUGCUUCGUGUGCCAGGCCACCUGCAAGCACGCGCCGCUACUGCAGUGUGACUACUGUCCCUUGCUGUUUCAUCAGGAUUGCUUGGACCCACCACUGACCGCACUGCCGACCGGACGCUGGAUGUGUCCCAAUCAUGUAGAACAAUAUAUUGAUUGGAAGCUCGUGAACUCAAUAUCAGCGACGGAGCGCGUCGCGCUGUGGGAGAAGUUCUCCGGACCAGUGGACCAGCAGGCUGUGAAGGUGGACUUCAUUCGAAGGGCCAGGAAGGUCCGCCCUGCGUUCCGUAUGAAGGUCCCAGUGUCCCUGCGCGGCCGCGUGGUGGUCCCGGCGAUGGUCCGGCACCACUACUGCCACCCGCCGCCGCUGCUGCCCAGCCGCAGGGAUCAGGCAUUUGAUGACAGUGAAAGUUUAAAUUUACCCAUAUUAAAGCUUCCGACACUUCCAACAGUGCUAAAAAACCUGAAGAACAGCGGUAACUACGAGGCGAGCGAGGAGGAGGAGGACGAGGGUCCGAAGCACAAGAUCUGCCUGAACACUUCGUGUCCCCAGUACAGCGGGGGGCGCUGCGGCUGCGAGGGCGAAGCCCCGCGUGCCCCGCCGCACGACCCGCACCGCGCCCCGCGCGCCCAGCUCCACGCCGCCACGCCCCAGGACGCCGCCGACGACCUGCAUGCUAUCAGUGCUGAGCCUGUGUCUAAGCAGCCAGAAGUACGAUCAGACUCAGACAGUGAACUAUCUGACUCGGACUUCGAGUAUCUGACAGCAUCAGUGAAGCGUCGCAAGGUGUCCCAGUCCGAGGACAAGUCUCCCUCCAAGCGAGGCAGGACUGACAGGCUGGAGCUCAGGCCGGAGGAAGAUGUCGAGGAGUUACUCAAUGUCGUUGAUAACCAGCUCAAGAAGUUGGAUGAACGACUUGUCAAACUGCUGGCCUGGCAGAGAUUACAACAGGUGCUGGCGGGCGAGCAGUUGUCGGGGUCGUGGCGCGGGCUGGGCGCGGCGCGGCGGCUGGCGCGCGCGGUGGGCGGCGCGGUGGAGCGCGCGCGCCUGGCGCGCCUGGGCGUGCUGCGCGCGGCGCGCCCGUCCGAGCUGCUGUCCAGCGCCGACCGCGCGCGCAUCGCCCGCGCCGUCUGGGGCGAGCCGCCCGCGCCCGCGCGCCCGCCCUCGCCGCCCUCGUCGCCCGGACACUCGCUCAGUGCCGCCGCGGUACGAGCCACGCUGUGCGCUAUUACACGUCCUGACAGGAACGGCGUUGGAGAUGGACUAGGUCGCCCUAUACCGAUGCGUCUGUCAUCCCUGAGUAUUGGGUCAGACAGUGGCUGCGACGUCCGCCUCGACCCCAGCGCCUGCCGACAUGUGUCAAGAAAUCACGCUGUCAUAUUUAUGGAUGAGGUGAGUCGUCACUUUGAGUUGAUCAACUACUCGGAGUGGGGCUCCUGUGUGAACGGAGUGCUGUAUACCUGCGACGUGUUGAGGGCUGGGGCUGCCGGGGCGGAGCCCGAGCCUAGCCAGGAGGGGCGGCCAGCGCAGCCCGACCUGCAGGACUCCGAACUCAGGGCCGACGCUUUGCGACACAUCGUCAGGCAUCGACUUGCUGAACCACUCCGAAUAAACGGCAACCUAACAGUUCCUCUCCCGGGCGAGACCUCGUGUCGCUGCGGGUCCGUCCCCAGUAGCGAGGGCGCGUGGGAGGGCUCGGCGCUGGUCCCUCACGGCGCACUGCUGCAGUUUGGCUGCCAAACCUUCGUGUUCAGCAUCACUGAUGCACUCUCACUGCCUGAAGACUCCUCCGAAGAUCCUCUAUAGCCCGGAGACAUUCUAACUUUAUCUAUGUAAGCAAUUAAGCAUGAUUUUGUCAACUUUAGACCUUAUUUUCUACUACCGUAAUACUCGUUUUGCAUGUUAAAGAUAUAGAAUAAUGUGGUGUAUGGUUGAAAUAAAUAAUGUAAUCUCGUGUGUCAAUUAUUUGUUAGUUUUGUGAAGUAAUCACAUUUGUUGAAUAUUGCGAAAAUGUUUAAUGUUUUAUCAGUUCUUUCUUACCCAAGAAGGAGUGAUUAUGUUGACGAUUAUAAGUGCAGAAAUAUAUGGUUAUUUCGACGCUUUAGUAAGCUUAGUUAGUGUCUAUACAUAAUGUGUUCAUAAUACUGUAAAAAAUGAUGCAAAUGAUUGUUAGAAAAAUAGAUUCAUUCUUCUAUUGAAGUUAUUACUUACAAAUUAUAGUAACAUAAGACAAGUAUCUAAUAUUGCUAUGUUAUUCUGUAUAACUAUAUUUCACGUUUAUCUCAUUCUGUAAUAUUCUUUCUUCAGUCAUGUUGGUACACUAUAAAGCUGGACUUUAGCAACUAUUUCUUCAUGAGAGGUAAUCCUAAUAUAUUAUGUACCGAUCUAGAUUUCAAUAUACUGAAGACUGUAUUGACUGUAUUUACUAUUACUUCGUAAAAGUAAAUAGUAAAAUGAACGAUGUGCGUCCGAAAAAUACAUAACCCCAUUGAAUUUUGACCUGUAAAUUGCGUGAGUAGAAAUUAUGUAAGUCAUAAUUACUAAUUAGAGAUGAGCGGUUUGGUAAAAACGGAUAAUAAGAAAGCUUAUUUUUUUUAAGAUAAAAGCUAUCCAAAAAAUCGUCGCAUCUUCAGUCAUAACUACUGAAAUGACUUAAAUCUUUGAAUGUACGAAUGAGUGAAUGAAUAGAUGAAUGGUGUUAUAAAGAAAAUUGUGAUUCUCAUCAUUUGUACGAAUUGUAUUCUUGGAAUAGGAUUAUCCCUAAAAUUAUGACUAAUUUAAUAGGUGUAUUAUACAAUACAUAUUAUGGCUCCUUCAUAAUGUUAGGGACGUAAUCGGUAGUAGAUUAUAACGUCUAUACUAUCAGUUCAUUAGUAAUAAUGUAAUAUCAAUGCAUUAUAUUAUUAUAAGCAUUAUGUUUAAGCCUUUAGUCUAAUUAUACUGUGGUUAUGAAUGCAAUGUUAAAUAUUACUCGACAAUAUCUUAGUUUACUGUGUUGGAUAUUGUAAUGUAUGCUAGAAGCCAGUUUUGGUAACAUAUCUGUUGGUAUAUUUGGUAUUGGAGAUACAAUAUAUUGCUAGUGUAGACAUCUCAAUUUUUGGAUCAGUUUAAGAAACUGAGUAGACAGAAAUUCCAUAGAAUUUUCAUACAUACAUGUUUUUUUUUUCUUUGGCAAACACGUAGGUAGACAUAAUAGAAUACUAAAUGCUACGUUUCUGACAUACCUCUUUUGCUUCUUUUACAUUCAUCAAUCUUUGUAUGAAUGUUGGUUUGACCAAUAGAAAUAACGUUCAACAUCUUUCCUAAUUAAAGAAUUUAUGAUCGUAAUCAAUAUUAUUAAUUUCGAAAUAUCAAAAUGAUAUCUCCAAUAACUAAAUCUACUAAGAGAUCCGUUAUUAAUAUUGGCCAUAAUUAAGUUGUAAUUAUACACUAGUUACAAGUUGUAUUGACUAAUUGAUAUUUGUGUUUUAUUCUGAUUGCCCACAUUUGUAAUCUGGGUGUUAUUUCCAGAGGCCUUAUCGAGACGCGUACGCGUUCAGGGCUCUGAUUGGCCGGCUCUAAUGAACCAACCAAUCAGAGCGCCGGACACAGUCUCCUUUCGAUUACUUUAAACGUGAAAUAUACUCGUACUAUGCCAUCAGAUACUAUUUCUUUAAUAAUCCUACAGUACGUUGUUUUGUGGCAGUCCUUUCUUGGUUUUUGCAAUUUAGAAUCUUAUGUUGUAAGAUAAAUGGUACAAAAUGUAACAACGAAUAUGCUAAUAAAGAAUAAUAUCAAUGUUAUUAUUGUAGUUUCAAUAAACAAUACGUAGGUAUCUACUGCUUUACAGAAUCCUAGAACUGUGCGAUUUACUGCCGUAUUC